Molecule: messenger RNA, 393 nt
Organism: Lactuca saligna
Lineage: Eukaryota; Viridiplantae; Streptophyta; Magnoliopsida; Asterales; Asteraceae
Source: the annotation of a GenBank genome assembly
AUGAGCAAACAAGAAGCUACUGGUGGUAUGAGUAAAAAGGAACUAGUUAAAUGGAUAGAGAAAAUGGAUUAUGCAUACAUUCAAGUGAUGAUUAAACAACAAGAGAUGGGCAAUAUGAUACAUGAUUCUUUCACAUCACAAGUAUAUGCUAAAAUGGUUGAGGAGUUAAAUAGAAAUCAUCAAAUGAGUAUCACCAAAAUCCAUUUGAAGAAUCGCUACAAAACCUUAAAAGAAUAUUUUUCUUCAUGUCGUCACUUCUUCACCCUUAUGUCUCCCAUCUGCCACCGCCCCCUUCUUCACCUUCGGUCGUCGUCAUCACCAUCGAAGCUCUCCUUAGCCACCGAUGGCAUCACCAAGUUUGACAGCUCUUGUCUCCGUCUGCUGCCUCAUUGA